Pocillopora meandrina is the source of this 5709-nucleotide messenger RNA. The record is from the annotation of a GenBank genome assembly. NCBI's taxonomy places the organism in Eukaryota, Metazoa, Cnidaria, Anthozoa, Scleractinia, Pocilloporidae.
CCCGAUCUGUAUGAUCAUGCAUAUCACUUUCAUGAUUUCUCGGAGUCAAGGAAAGCUUUUCAGUCCUCAUACUAUAAAGUAUUCAUGGAAAAGUCGUCUCUUCAACUAAAUCUCUGAAUCGUAAAGAUUAGCUCGUUGUUGGCUGUGUGUAUUUUCGAAUCUUUUUGCUUAGUUUCUUAAGAGGGAACGACUAAGCUUGAAUUCCAAGGAUAUUCAAAGCAGAGCAGCAUUUGUUUAUCUUGACGAUGAAAGCAUUUAUACUUUCGAUUAUUUUCGCAGUGAUUCAGUGCCUCACAGGUAAGUUUAACAUAGAUUUUUUGUUCCUGUGUUGAGAAUCCGAAUGUUAUUGAAUGUUAUACUUUGGAAUAACCGAGCAUUUUGGCAAACAUUAUUAUGAGGAAACCGAAAAACACAAAACCCAUAGUUUUCGAUAUUCUAAAGUUGACUGCAGAGCGAGAGAUUCAAUAUCCAUAAACUGCAAAUUACAAUGCCCCCUCUUAGACACAAAAGAUGUUACGAAUUUCAGGCAAAUGACGGAAAUUGUGGUUAAGGCAAAAAGUGCUAAUUUGGUCUGUGUAUAUGUGUAAGUUGUUAUGAGGCGGAACUACAGUGAAAGUGAAAGGAACAACACGGCGCCUUUCACGCUUCGAACACAACGCCGGUUUACCAGCAAAGUAAAGUUAAAUUAAAUGGAAAUUAGCUUUCUGAAAUCAAGAAAUUUGUCAGCUCCAUUAAGAAAGUGACUCAAGUUUCUUUACCUAAGGGAGAUGUCGUGAUUUCACUUGAUUGUCCAAAUAUCUAAAUUUUAAAUCAGAAACGUCAAGCCAGGUCAGUUAUUUUUAGACAUCGUUACGACUGAUUCCGUUUGCCUCUUUUGAAAAACACUUAAAGACAAACCAAAAAUAGACAAUGAUUUUCCCGGAAGAAGAGUGUUAUAUUUUUAGUAUUUUCCAAACCACGUUUUAUUAAUGAGCAGGUCAAAAGUCUUAAAUAAAUGCUGGAACGACAGUUUAGAUGGACGAUGUUUUUCCUGACGAAUUGUGAAAAUUAAUGCGAACAUCGGAGCAUUAGUGUAUAUCACACUUUUUUAGAAGAAUUGCAAAGCGGGAGUCGAUAGUCAAGUAGUGAAGCUAUAUAAUAGAAUGAUAUGCAGAAAGAGUAUGCUUACACAGGGCAGUUGAAUGCAUGGUGCGCCUUUCCAGUCAAUAUUCAAAUUAUUUCAAAAUGGGAUGAAAUGUUUCUAUUUCUGUGCCAUAUUUUCUAUUUUAACUUCACAGUUGCUACUAUGCAGUGACUGGCAAACUGAUGACUCCGUUCUUCAAGAUUUCAAGACAAUUGUUAUGAACUGCACUAAAAAUUGUUCUAACUAAGUGUUUGGGAAUUGCUUAGGCCUGUUGUAUUGUAGUGAAAUCCUCGUGCGAGUCUUGUGAGCCUUAGUUUGUCAUGUGCUGCCAGAUCACGCAUUAUUUUUACCCUUUGAGAGUAGUGUCCUUGACCGUUGUAGUGUGGCUUAAUACACGUACAGUAAUCGUCAUCGCUAAUCGUGUUUGGGUUUCUCCUUUACCUUUCUUAGAGUCCUCAACGGGGAUUUUUGUUUAGGUUUUAGUUCUCUCUUGUUCUCGUAGAUUGGUCGUUAUUAAGAGAGGAUGUCAGCAUCUAUCAAACAAAUUUGAAAUAAUGUGGCAAAUCGCCCAAUAUUCGUUUUCUCUCCAACUUUCAUAUUUUUAGCCCAAUAUGUCCUUAUAAUUGCGGUGUAGUUUUUUUGUGAAAAUGUAUUUUCGUUUUUGAGAAAUGAUUGUUUUCUUUCGACCGCUCAAAUAUGCAAAUUUUCACCCUGAAUAUUACCCGAGUCGUGUGACCUCGUGUAACGAAUUUACUUGACCUCCGGUAUUUCUGCCGGCAUAAUCCUUUGUUUUAUCAUCUAAACUUGAUCCCCUGUCAUUAUUGAAGCUGGCAAAGAAGUUUUUAUUUUUUGGUGAAUAUUUUUGUCCGACAUACUUUUUCUACGUCGAAAAGUAGCAUCAAAAUAAAGACAGUUUUAACAAUGACCGAUAUGACAGAAUCUACUGAGCUUCUUGCUUUUGAAAGACAAAAGGACGGUUAUAAAGUUACUGUAAAAAUUUCGAAUGUGAAUAUAUGAAAGUCAUACAUUUGAAAUGCGGAUAAAGACGUUAAUAUGAAAAAGAUCUUCGCAGUAAUGAACACUACUUGAGCAUUAUGCCGACAGAAAUACCGGAGGUCAAGUAAAUUCGUUCCAUGAGGUCGCACAACUCGGGUAAUAUUCAGGAUGAAAAUUUGCAUAUUUGAGCGGUCGAAAGAAAACAAUCAUUUCUCGAAAACGAAAAUAUAUUUUCACAAAAAAACUACACCACAAUUAUUAGGACAUAUUGGACUACAAAAUAUGAAAGUAGGAGAGAAAACGAAUUUUGGGUGACUUGUCGCUGUUUGUCUGAUGCAUGUUGACAGUAGCUCUUAGGUACUUGGUCGAGCUUUGUAAAUAGCUUCAAGAGCAAUUCCGCUACGAGGAAAAAGUACGGAAAGAGUGCUUCGGUUAUUGCUCAGCUGAGAGAGAUUUAAUAACUUACGAGGUCACUUCUAAUUCUGCUUUUAUGCAACAUUGCACAUCCGGUUAUUUUUCUUUUCCAUUUCUUUCCACGAUUUAACAGUAUUUUGCCAAGGAGGGUAUCCUAAAAUUGUUUUUAAACCAAGUGAUCCCCUGAUUGCCCGUAGCGAAGACAAAGCUACGCUUAAUUGGGCGCUUGAGCUGCCUCCCUCAGAGACAUGGAGCAGUAGCAUAUUUGAGGUGAUGUUUGGAAUCUGGAAACAUCCAGGAUUCCUGAAAACAAAACUCUUGGUCAUCGAUAGACACGGUGAAGUACUGAUAAGACCAAACUACGAAAAGAAAAUUAGCUGCGACUUUAACAUGUCCAAGCUUCAAGUUGCAUUCAUACUCCAUAAUUUAACCAUGAAGGACGAGAAUCAUUACUGUCUUCAGGUUGAGCUUGGCCUUCAUCAGCCUCCUUUGACGGAUCCUGUGAUGCUUCUUCUUGAGGGUAAUAUAUUUGUUACAUUUCAUUUGCACUGGGAUGCCACAGACCCGGACGAGGGGGUAUGUUCUGGGUAUGUGCCGCUGGCCACGCAGAGCCUCUUAACCAUAGUCAAUCAGUGGCCAAUAAUGGAUCUCAUUUUAGCCGCUUUUAAGAAAAUGUAGUUUUCGCGAUCCCAACUUAGUCACAUUCUGUUUAUGUAUCUACCUUUUAAAGCAUUUUAAGAAGGUCAUUAUAACAUGAAUUGACAUAACUUACCAGAAUCUUCUCACCUCCAAAAUCCCCAAAAUGCGCGACCCUAUUCUAAUGACUACAAGAAAAAUGUUGCCCAAUUAUAGUCAAUCGAGCCGUGAAAAUGUGAGUCCAUCCAGUGGCACAUCCCCAUAAGCUUAUAACUAGAAAGUACUCCACCCCCCUUGGGGGCCACAGAUUGCUCCCCCAUCCUAUCACAUAAUCAUGUCGUGGCUGCAAAGUGCAUAGAUUUUGCCAUGACUAUUUAGACAUACGUUCUUGCUUGAUUCAUAUAAAUGCAAAGGGAAAUAUCUAUUCCUUUGACCAGUGUUAAAGAGAAAUCUCAAACUGUUCUCAGUUAUCCUCCAGAUCUGCUGUAUUAACCAUGUAGAGCCUUACAAAGAACUUACGUUGUAAAAUACGUACAGGCUAUGGUCAGUCACACCCGAGACAAAAAGUUGGCUUUCCUUCUCUGAAAUUCACUUCUGAUUUAGAAAAACCUAACUCUCAAAUAUCUUAACAGAUCCUCCUAAGAUAACUAGUCCAAAACAGGAAAACUUUUCCGUGAACAUUGGGGACAACUUGCGAAUAAACAGCCAAGCAAAGGGUCUUCCUGCACCUAACAUAACAUGGACGAAACAGGGGCGAAUUGUUGGUAAUGAUACAUUGGUUCUCAAUGGAGUAACGCCAAACGACAGCGGAGUCUACCUGUGCAGCGCUCACAACCAGGCUGGUGAAGAUCAUAGGGAGAUUGUGGUUACGGUUAUAGAGCAUAAUUAUGGAUCGCAAAAGCUAACAGGUAAUUUGUUUGUCGACUUAAAUACCUAUGAACUAGAUUACUAAUGCAUAUACCUGUGUUGAACGAUUUGAAAAUAUCAAACACUCCCCCACUGUAGAAGUCGAAUGGGAUCAUUAUCUAUUCAAGGAGUUAGUUUCUCUGAUCUUUUUUAAGCUAAGGAUUUCUUUCGCGCAAAUCAUGCUAUCAACCACAUCAUUGUCCCUGUAAUUUUAAGUAGUCCACGUUACUCUAACAAGGUCCUGCAAUUUGAUAUCUUCUCAUGAUAUCGAUCAUUGGUUCGAUUAGCUUCUCUAUACAUUAAAAAAAGUGUAAAAUUUUCAAUUUUCUGAAUUGGCCAAGCCGCUCAUCCACAAGUUAAUAACAGACAGAUUGAUAACCGAGGUGGCCUCCCCCCAGCCUCUCCUGUCGUCUUUGAGGUCUCUUGCUGUUGAAUUUGUAAUAAUUUUACUUCUGAAGUUGCUAAGAAAUGAUGACGACGAUGAUGGUGAUGAUAAUCAUCCUUCCUGCUAAAGUGCUUUCUCACUUUUUUUCCAGUUCCCCAUAUGCCAACACAAACAUCACACGAUGGAGGAAGUCCUGUGUGGUUAUUUCCGGUAGUCAUAGGUGUGUCAGUUUUAUUAAUAGCUGCAGUGGUUAUCUUUCGCUUGCGUGGGCGCUACUGCGAAAAGAAUCUCGCUUAUGGGCAGCAUAUUGAUGAAGAAACAGGUGAGCACUCCACAACUGCCAAGAUCGAGCUUAGAGACGAUGAGGCGACUGCGGGUUAGUGACUGAGAGACGAUAGAAAAGCGGGCAAACAGGAAACAGAGUAUACAUUGAUCAUACUCUAUCAUGGAGUGCACCAUUAGCUGGUAUACCGAAAUAGUAGCAAAAGCAGCGAUACAAUUUAUCAAACUUUUUUCUCUUUCUCAACUUCCUGCGGGUUUCUGCUCCUAAGCCUCUAAAUUGUCUCCACUGACCCGAUAGUUAGAAAUAAAACUUGCGUCAUUGUAGUACACUGUAAGUGUGCUUUAAAAUGAUUGCUAAGGAAAAUAGAAAACUUUAAAACAGAUCAAUUUUUGUUAAUGACGGAAGAGAAUUUUCUCAUCGAGAAAAUGAGAAAUAAGUUGCUUUGACAAAAACCAUCUACUAGUCUUUGAACAACAAUCUGACGCACCCAUUUGAUGAGUGCAUCGGUACUCAAAAUCCUUUGUUUUACAAUGUGAGUUCGGAACACAACCCAAUCACUGAAAAGAAUUCCAAGAACUUGCAACUGAAGAGUUUGUUACCGAAAGUAGCAUGGAAUGGCUUCGUAGGAGAGAACUUUUUAAAAAUUCAAACCUAUAAUCUGGCCUAAUAUUAGUAAAUACAGCAAGAAUACAAUUUUUUUUGCUAUAUGUAUAAAUAUUUUUUUCAAAAGUAACACUUUAACAACACGUUUCCUUGUAUAAGAUGCAAAACAUUUGCCCUUUAAGCAUGGUCGAUUGUAUUAAAUGGUAGACAGUCAAUUCCGUACAAAACUAUCAAAGCAAUUUAAUCAAAUGUAAUGUGCCUUUUCAGCUCUUUUAGAAAUGUUGAUGAGUUCAAUCCUGUCGUUUCAGUAAACCAUCUCGAAAACGGAAAGUGCUUUCGAGCUUAAAACAAUAAAGGAAGUGA